Messenger RNA from Myotis davidii, 3210 nucleotides. It is a transcript of the gene IPCEF1, whose product is annotated as interaction protein for cytohesin exchange factors 1. The record is from RefSeq and is a predicted model, not a curated record. The coding region runs from base 205 to 1395 and encodes 396 amino acids. NCBI's taxonomy places the organism in Eukaryota, Metazoa, Chordata, Mammalia, Chiroptera, Vespertilionidae. The transcript is spliced from 11 exons.
UCUGUGUACUCAGAGCCUCUGGAGGUGUGGCUGCUUCGAGUGGAACCCUCAACCUUUGCCUCAGAGGAUUAUGAGUUUUCUGACUUCAGGGAGAAAGAGCCAGCUCCCGGAUUUACUAUCUUUCUAUUGCACAUCAGAGGCAACAUCACCGGAUCGAAGAAGCUCAUAGCUCUAGCUUUUGUUUCUGCCAAUUUGGAAUCAUACAUGGCUUCAGAUGGCAAUCUUCUUCAGGUUCCCUUGCGUCAGAAGCCGGGAAAGAAAACUCAAGGGUUUUUCACGAUGAGCCGGAGGAGGAUAUCGUGUAAAGACCUGGGGCACGCGGACUGCCAAGGGUGGCUCUAUAAGAAAAAGGAGAAAGGAACUUUCCUGAGCAACAAAUGGAAGAAAUUCUGGGUGGUACUGAAGGCAUCCUCCCUAUAUUGGUACAGCAAUCAGUUGGCAGAAAAAGCUGAAGGAUUUGUCAACCUGCCUGACUUCACUGUGGAGAAAGCAUCUGAAUGCAGAAAAAAGCAGUGGUUAAACAAGCUUGGAUUAUCUGUAACCCAUCAUGAAUCCACUACAAAAGACGAAGAAUGCUACAGUGAGAGUGAACAGGAUGAUCCAGAAAUAGCUGUGGAGACAGCACCGCCUCCUAUCUCUUCGGAGACUUUGUCCCCCUUGGCAGCAGAGCAGGCAUCUUCAUCUUCAUCUUCAUCCAAACUGAGUGAAACACCGGGCUCUUUCUCUUCCCUGGAAAAUACCGUAAAGGCAGCCAGCACUUUGCCCGCCUCCUGCUCGAAAGAAAGACAGUGCUUGACCAACAUUGACAGUUCCUCUGCUGCUGAAGAUGUGGGACCGUCUAUAGCAAUUGCUGUGGAGAUCCACCAACCGGGACCCUCAGAGGCAGACGGUCACCAGGCCCUGGAGAAAAGCGUGGCCACGUCAGAAAGCGGGGCUUUGAACUCUUUAUCUGGUGGUGACACGUCUUCAUUGAGUAGCAACCUAGACCAUCUGACUGUCCCAGACAAGCCUACGGGAUCAAAGAUGAUAGACAGAGAAGAAACAAAAGUGUCUGGAGAUGAUGAAAUGGAGAAGCUCUACAAAUCAUUAGAGCAAGCCAGUCUAUCUCCUCUUGGGGACCGACGACCUUCAACCAAAAAGGAGUUGAGAAAGUCCUUUGUGAGGCGGUGUAAAAAUCCAUCCAUAAAUGAGAAACUCCACAAAAUCCGAACCUUGAAUAGCACAUUAAAGUGUAAAGAACAUGACCUGGCCAUGAUUAACCAGUUGCUGGAUGAUCCGAAGCUGACAGCCAGAAAAUACAGGGAGUGGAAGGUCAUGAACACCAUGCUGAUUCAGGACAUCUAUCAGCAGCAGCAGGACCCUGCAUCCGCAUCAGCCCCUGCAGGCUCCCCCUAGGGAGUCCGGAAACCAUCUUCCUCUGCCUCUGUUGAAAGUUCUGUUUGACAACAAGCCAGCAUUCUCUGCCCUUCUCCCCCCAGGCAACUCUUCAAGAUGUUGCAAGAGCUUACAUUUUCCUUAAAAGGAAAACUGAGACCAGUUCCUCAAGUACCAGCUUCCAGUAGAGAUGCAGUCUUGAUGAGGGCCAGCACCAGGAGCAGCAGGACUCCUUCCAGGUGUGGCGUUCCCAUGGAGACUGGAGGGAUGGAGUCAAGUUGAACAGUCUUUGUGUUCCUGCUGGGAGCUCAGUUAUGCCAGACUCUAGGUGGAAUGUGAAAACUCUAGCUUCUGUUCCCUGCUCUCAAGAGAAUUACAACAGUCUGUGGACGAAGGAUCACCUUUUUACCAUAGAAAUAUUCAGUUCUCCAAUUCUACUGCGUUGGGCAGCUGAGUUCUCCAAAUCAUUUUGUUGGAUGAAGGAAUGUUUUCUAUGGCAGCAACUGGAACAGGACAAAUGUUUUUGUGGAACUGAAAUCCCCUGCCCCUGGUCCAGAAAGGUGGUACCUUUUCCACAAGUGGAGAAACACUUCAUAGCGAGUGGGGUGUGGGAGAACCCAAGAAGGAGGUGUGUUCUGUAUUCCCCUCACUCAAAGGACAGCUUGAUGGGUCAUACUUCCCCAGCUGGGGGUGGGGUGGGAUCUCAUUAUCUUUCCUUUCCACAGAACAGCUAACAAUAAUGUCUCCUUAUACUUGGAGGCCUCUCCUCAUUCCCAGCGUUUCUGAACCACUAUAGGAGGCAGUAACAGGUCCCGCAAGGAAUGUUUGCUGCAGUUGUCCUUGCGUGUGUGCCUGUGCGCAGUAUAACUUUAUGUCUAGGUUCCCCAGGAUAAAUAUUGAUGAGAUCAUUCUGUUAUCUGAAUUGUUUAAAUACCUUUACUCCAAAAAAACAACAACAGCCAGCCAACAAAAACGACAAGAGAGUUAAAACAUGAUUGUUUUAUUUUUGUAUGUUGAUGUCACAUUGUGUCCUAUGUGAAUAGCCAUCUAUAAUGUUUGUUAUUUAAGUAUAUUUAUAGAAGUUCAAAUUACUAGUGUUUUAAAAGAUGAUAUACUAUUCUAUGUUUUGCUCAGUAUAUAUUCUCAAAGGAUAUACAUUUUUGCUUGAGAAAAAUAGAAAUACUAUUGAUGAUUGAUUCAUUGGAGUUAUUACAUAUAUAAUGUAUGAGGAAUGCUCAGGAAAUCUUGUGGGAUCAAUGAGGGGCAUGCAAUAAUUAUCUUUCAUUUUCUGAUUUAUCUCUUUCUCUCUCCCACCCUCCCUCCCUCCCUCCCAGCCUCCCUUUCUCCCUGCAGAGGGCUUAAAUUUCUGUUUUAAGUCACCCCCUUAACUGGAAAUGGAUUUUCAUCUUACAUUAUCCCUUUGGAUAAAUAAACUUUAAAUCUUAUGCCAUUUAUGCCCUAAACCAAAUGAAACACAACUAAUGUAGUCUUUUGCCUAAAGACCUGUAGAAAUUUAGGGGUCUGUUAAAGAGAACUAAUUUCAUUAGAGAAGCAAUAUGAAAGUCUUCCCUUACUAAUCAUCAUGAAUAUUUUUCACCAUAAAAGUAACCACAAACCACCAAAACCUCACUUUGGCCCUACCCUUAGCAAAUGGUCAUCAUAACACAGUUUUCUGUAUAGCAUUUAACCAUGGCUUGACAUUCAAAUGGAAAUAACCCCUUAGUUUUAUCUGCAAACUAAAUGGAAAUAGUUGCUGAAUAUUUUCCCAAGCUUUACUAAGAAGUCUUAAUACUUUGCAAAAAAAAAAGAAAGAAAGAAAAGAAAAACAAAACAAAA